AUGGAGCAUGCCCACCAGUUCGCCAUCGCCCUGUCCAUCAUCGCCUGCCGCUCCCAGCUAGGACGGCACCUCUUUCACUUCUUCAAGCUGGCAGCGCGAUCACGCAACCAGGGCAAUCGGGUGCAGCAGUCUGACGAUGUGCCGCCCGGCAUCAAGGAGCUGUUCCAGCCGGACUCGCAGUUACAGGCCCCGGACCGCUGGCCACCCGGGCCCAGUGAACACCCCGCUCAUCAUGUCUUCUCCGAUCUGGAGAUCACGGUCAGGGAGAUUAAAAAGGCCAUGCGCUGGCUCCACCACAUGGCAUACACAUAUGCUGCCCCCGGACGCGCGCUCCGGCAGUGCAAUAGUGUUCUGCAGCGUAUUGCCCCCAGCCUGGGUAUCGACCUCAGUGAUCUUCCCGAUUGCAGAGCCUUGCCUACUGAUGGAAAUGCAUUACAUUUGAUUGACGGUGUUGACGAACGCGAGGGUAACAAAGUUCGAUCAGCUCCAAUUGUUUCAGCACAACCGUAA
This is a messenger RNA of Aspergillus sclerotioniger CBS 115572, 510 nucleotides long. RefSeq lists its product as uncharacterized. The transcript has 3 exons. The record is from RefSeq and is a predicted model, not a curated record. The coding region runs from base 1 to 510 and encodes 169 amino acids. Lineage: Eukaryota; Fungi; Ascomycota; Eurotiomycetes; Eurotiales; Aspergillaceae.